ACCAUAAAUAGAAACAUCAUAAAUUGAACCCAGCGUACGCUUAUCAACACAACAGUGAAUCAUGGCUUACAAAUGGGUGCAGUCCUCGGGCGUAUGCAUCGCUGCCACAACAUGCCGUUGUCGGUGGCAAUGAUGAGGAUGGCGCCAUGAUAUAUGUGGGUCGGGCGGAGCACGAUGGCAACAUGCUCGUCUGCAAGGUGGUGCCCAGCAAGCAGAUCGGCUACAUUUCGCUGCGCGGCGAAGCGCUGCCCAAGGACAAGUUCGAGAUGUUGUGCGGCGAGAAUCUGGCAUGGAGCAAGUGCUACGAUCAUGUUAUACCCGAUACGGCCGUGCUCUGCGGUCGUACUUCGCUGGAUCAACCGGUGUACAUUGGACGCGGUCACUACGAGGGUCAUCUGAUCAUUGGCAAAAUAUCGUCGGUGCAUCGGGCUCUGUUCAUUGCCUAUCGCGGUGCUGAGCGUCGUCUGGACUCGUACGAGAUACUUGUGGAGGGGGAACGUUCGGUGCCCGGCUGGCAAUUGCCGCCACCGCCCAUGUCCAUGGAGUUGGCGGAAAAGUGCCCGCUAACACCACCGCCACCACCACCGCCGCCAGCAAUUGCCCGUAAGCCCUAUCCAUAUCCGCCAGACUUUGAUGCGAUGCCCUUUCCGCUGAACGACAGGCCGCCACAGUACACGCCCAUGCCGAUGCCCGGCGCAAGUCCAUUUGCAGCAGGAGCACCACCACCACCACCACCAGAGCCAACGAUCUUGCCCACAUACAAGCGACCACUUGCCGUUCCAGUUGGCAUACCACCCAAAUCCCAUCUGCCGCCAGCCUAUACGCCAGCAACGAUGGUGCCAGCUGCCACGGUUGGCUUUACACCAGCUCAGGUAGCACCACCUUCUGCUUCCUUUGUUAUGCCGGCAGAGACUUAUAAGCCACCGCUGGAUCCCUAUGCGCCCAGCUGUUCCUCCUACACGCCGGCCGAGUGUGCACCAUCCUACAGCGGUCCAUCCACCCAUGGAGCCAGCACCGACUAUGAUCUGUGGAUGGGUGCCAGUCCCGGUUAUACGCCACCCGAUGCCGUCUUCGGUGGUCACGACAGCGAUAUGGCGCCGCUGCUCGUCUGUCGCGCCUUCUACGCUGGAUCGCAUAUUCCGGGCAAGGCGGCACCCAGUCAUGGUUGCGCCUACAUCGCACAAGCCGGACGCGAGCUGGUCGAGUCACGCUACGAGGUGCUCAUCGGGCAGUCCAAGUACCACUGGGUGCCUGGCUGCGAGGGCAGCAUCGCUGCCGGCGCCGUCGAGGCGGGACGUGCCAGCAAUGGAGAGCCGUUGUUUGUUGGACGUGGACACUAUUGUGGCAGUCUGACGCCCGGCAAGAUUCAGCAGUCGCAUCGCUGCCUGCAAAUACCAUUUGGGGGGCAGGAGGUGCGCAUCAGCAGCUAUGAGAUCCUUGUGCGCAGUGACCUUUAUCAUCGCCAUCAGGCCAUCAAUUUGAGCUACUAAAUCCAAGCCAACUUUGGACAAGAAAACAAAGUUGGUUUUUUGAAAAAGAAAAUAUUCAUAAGAAACUCAAUCAAAAAAAAAAAUGGAAAAACAUUCCCAAAAAGUAUCUAUUACCUUACAUAUCUGACUAAUAUCUGACUUUGAUAAUGGUAAAAAAAAUACUUGGAAAAUUGAUAUAAACCAUUUAUUCAACAGCUAUCAAGUUGUAAAUAUUUUUAACAGUUUUACUUUUUCGUUUUACUUUUACUUAUCAAGCAUAUCAAGCAUAAAAUGCUCAAAAUUAAAAAAAAAAA
Drosophila grimshawi is the source of this 1783-nucleotide messenger RNA. RefSeq names its product lipoma-preferred partner. Bases 147 to 1490 code for a protein of 447 amino acids. NCBI's taxonomy places the organism in Eukaryota, Metazoa, Arthropoda, Insecta, Diptera, Drosophilidae. The record is from RefSeq and is a predicted model, not a curated record. The transcript has 2 exons.